Messenger RNA from Suillus paluster, 780 nucleotides. RefSeq names its product putative methyltransferase-domain-containing protein. Gene Ontology annotation, biological process: peptidyl-lysine dimethylation. Gene Ontology annotation, molecular function: protein-lysine N-methyltransferase activity. Lineage: Eukaryota; Fungi; Basidiomycota; Agaricomycetes; Boletales; Suillaceae. The transcript has 7 exons. The coding region runs from base 1 to 780 and encodes 259 amino acids. The record is from RefSeq and is a predicted model, not a curated record.
AUGCAAGACAGUCAAGAGGAUGAUGAUCUAUCUCUGGGCGACGUUUUCACGGAACCUCCCCGUCCACCAACACCUCCGCCAACCUUUGCAACAUACACCCGAAACACCCUUCCCGAUCUCAAAAUCCGCCUCGUUGGCUCGCAUCCGCUAUGGGCCCAUCACCUAUGGAACGCGGCAUUAGCAUUUGCAUCAUAUAUAGAUUCAAAUCCAGAGAUAGCUCGUAAUCGCUGCAUCCUCGAACUCGGAGCUGGCGGAGGCCUUCCAGGACUCGUCGCAGCACAGAAUGGCGCUAAAAAGGUCGUAUUGACAGAUUACCCGGAAGCAGUUCUUAUCGAUAACUUAGAAGUCAACGUAAGACAGAAUCUAUCUCUUGAUGAACAGAAUCGAAUCGAAACCCAGGGAUAUAUUUGGGGUCAUCCCGUAGACAACAUAAUGCGGGCACUUCCAAAGGAUGCCGCAACUGGAUUUCACUUAAUCAUAUUAUCAGACCUAAUAUUUAACCAUUCGCAGCAUGACGCCCUGUUGAAAACUUGCGAUAUGUGCUUGGUUUCUCACUCCUCAAGCGAUGACGCCUCCAUUGCACCAUGCGUGCUGGUUUUCUACUCCCAUCAUCGGCCGCAUUUGGCCGAUCGAGAUCUCGAUUUUUUCCGCAAGGCUCAGCGAGCAGGCUGGGUUUGCGAGGAGAUAGUGACACGAAAAUAUCCGCCUAUGUUCCCGGAAGAUCCGGGCGAAGAGGAAGUUCGUGCAACAGUACAUGGUUGGAGGAUGACCCGGGGCUAA